Molecule: messenger RNA, 2578 nt
Organism: Anopheles gambiae (African malaria mosquito)
Lineage: Eukaryota; Metazoa; Arthropoda; Insecta; Diptera; Culicidae
Product: UDP-glycosyltransferase UGT5
Exons: 4
Coding region: 946-2496 (516 amino acids)
Molecular function (GO): UDP-glycosyltransferase activity
Source: RefSeq, a predicted model, not a curated record
UUUUCUUUCAACUUUUGCCUUCUGCAAUGCUUGCAGUGUGUGAUAUACUAUAGUGACACGGUAUGACAACAAGCAGCCAAUGGGACGGCGUUGUUCCGCUAUAUUUAUUAAUUUACAUUCAUGCUGUUUACACUGCAUGUCCGCUACUGUAUGCGGGGCCGUUAGACGGCUAAAGGUCGGGACGGCCAUUGCCUUGGCAAAGGUAAAUGGCGCCAAACUAGUUAGAGAAACAGGCAGACAAACGGUGGAUUUUUGUUGAUAGAUUUGAAGCUCUUCUAGCCACUUCAUUACGUGGACCACGCUGAUGAUUGGACGGAAAUUAAACGCAGCAAUGGAGUUGGGGCUCCUCCGUGAUGGGUGCGUGCAAUCGUACGUCAUAUGGACGCACUGAUUAGCGACGCUUCAAUAAUCAUUCUGAAUGCGUGUGUGAGUGUUCAGUAGAGUGUCGUUUUUGGGCUAUUUUUAGACAACGAAAGGCAAUGAAAAAACCAGCCAAAUCAAACGGACACAAAUACAUUUACGAAACGAACCCAAUGUUUAGACGACCACGCCGAACGACGAACAAUGUGUUUUGGGUGUAACGCUUUGGUUUCGCUUGUAACGGACAGGCAAUGAACCGCAACGCAAGUUCAUUGCAGCAGUUGCCGUUCAAUCGUCAGCCGAUCAGCUCCAGAGGCAGUGUGACAUUGCCGAGCGCGAUUAAAACCCCUCACACACGGCGUGACGGAAUGGCAUGAAAUCUUCAACCGGCAACAAAACAGUGCCCCCAACACACACACACUCGUCCGGUGCCGGUGAUAAUUGCCUUGUGGACCAACGACGUCUGAUAAGAUAUAAUCGUGAGCACGGAGGGGGAUUGCUUUGCAGAACAGCGUGGUGUGUAAAGAUUCCUCCAGUUUGUCGUUGUUUAACAUUAUUGAAGCAUACGAUCUACGAUCUCCAACCAUGACGACACAGCGCUGGAUCGCGCUAACCCUCGCACUAGCGAUCUGCAAUGUGCAUGCCGAGAACAUACUCUUCCUCCAGACGACGCCCUCGAAAAGCCAUCACAUCUGGAACCGGCAGAUCUUUGACCGGCUGUACGAAAACGGACACAACCUGACCAUCCUUUCGUUUGAGCAGGAAACGUCCGUCCCGGGCAAAACGUUUCUGGUGAUGGACGGGUACUACGCGAAGAUGAUGGCCGCGUUCGCCGACAGUGCGGGUGAUUUCUCCAGCUACGAGCACGCGUACGGCAACAUCAUGAACGUGUACCAGUACUACAAGGUGGCGAGCGGGCUGCUGGAGGAGGAGGACGCCAUCCAGCGGCUGCUGGCGUACCCGCGCACCUUCCGGUUCGAUCUGGUAAUACACGACUUCACGAUGGGACAGUGGUUGCUUGGCUUUCUGGAGCACUUCCACAAUCCGCCGCUGGUUAGCAUCUCGCCGUACAACAUCCCGUCGUACACGCAGUACCUGGCAGACGUACCAGUCUACACCACCUAUCUGCCCCAUCCGGCAUCCAGCUUCGGGACGCGCAUGACUUUCGUGGAGCGCGUUCAGAACACACUGUACUGGUGGUUCGACAUGCUGUACCGGCAGCAGGUGUACAUGCCCCAGGAACAGCAACGGCUGGUGCGCGUCUUUGAGGGUGCGAAUCGCACUCACGUCAAGCUGCUGGAGCGCCGAUCCGAGCUGGUGCUGGUGAACAGUGAUCCGGCGCUCGACUUCUAUCAGCUGCUGCCCCCGAACGUGGUGCAGGUGGGCGGUUUGCACAUCAAGCGGGCGGAGGAGAUGCCACCGAUGAUGAGCCAGUUCAUUGCCCGGGCGAACAAAGGCGUGGUGCUGUUCAGCUUCGGCACGAACGUGCAGAGCGAGAUGCUGGGGGCGGAAGUGAACCGGCAGCUGCUCGAGCUGUUCGCCAGCAUGCCCGACUAUGGCUUCAUCUGGAAGCACGCGAACGCGGACGGGUUGAUAAUGCCCCCGAACGUGCUGAUGGCGCCGUGGGUGCCCCAGUCCGCCGUGCUGGCCAACGGGCGCACCAAGCUGCUCGUUAGCCACGGCGGUCUGCUCAGCCUGCAGGAGGCAGCGUGGAACGGUGUGCCGGUGAUUGGGGUGCCCUUCUUUGCCGAUCAGUUUUCGAACGUGCGGCGGAUCGAGCUGGCCGGCAUCGGUAUCGGCAUACCGUCCACGCAGCUCAACGCAGUGACGCUGAAAGAGGCGAUGGAUACGAUACUGAGCGAUAGCAGCUAUCGCGCACGGAGUAAGGAGCUUUCGUACCGCUUCCGCACGCAGCCGGAACCUCCGCUCGAGCGUGCCAUCUUCUGGAUCGAGAAGACGAUCGCCAACAAGGGCCUGCGGUAUCUGCGCUCGCCGACGCGCAGUAUGGCACCGUACCAGGUGUACGGGCUGGACAUGGUCGGGGUCGUGCUGCUGAUCGCGCUCGGAUACUAUCUUAUCUUUAAGCGUCACUCGAAGCCACCGACCGGGGAGGCGAACAAACCCAAGAGCGACUAGUACCCGCGAUAGGGUGGAAGAUUUCACCUGUGCGGCAAAACGCACGGUGGCAAAACAACACGGACACGGCGUUUGAGCAGUA